Populus nigra (black poplar) is the source of this 3344-nucleotide messenger RNA. RefSeq names its product F-box protein At5g39450-like. Bases 782 to 2638 code for a protein of 618 amino acids. Lineage: Eukaryota; Viridiplantae; Streptophyta; Magnoliopsida; Malpighiales; Salicaceae. The record is from RefSeq and is a predicted model, not a curated record. The transcript has 2 exons. Gene Ontology annotation, molecular function: protein binding.
UAUCUACAGUCUAGUACUAAAACAAGAAAAGAUGAGAGUGUGAGGGACGCAAGAAAACAAUUAGUAAAAAAGUUAGGACAAUAUUUGAUGAAACCAAAGCUUCAAGGCAAUUUCUCGUUGUCCAUCAUUCUCUCUUGACAAAGAUGGACAGCCGACAAGCCAAGCGGAAUAGUGGUUUGUGGACUUUGGUUGUUCAGUGGAGAAAGAGAUGACUUGACCCGACAGGUUGACACACAACGCAAUGCCGAUACGAGGAAGUUUCUCUAUUCAAUUUACAUGCUGUCAUUUUUUUCAUUGCCUUUUCUUUUAAACAACCAAUCUUUUGUGAGAAACGAAGAAUUUGAAACAAACCCAGCUCAUCUGUUCAGCUUUGGAGGAUAUGAAACGAGCCCUUUUUAGUCCUGGUGAAUCUGAGGCAAGGGUAGUUCAUCCCAGGAGAAUCUGAGACAAACCCAGUUUUGCCCUUUUGUACCUCUUGAAGCUAUGCAUGUUUAUUACAGGCAUGAGCUGGAGAGUCCGUGGCAGACCCGUCUCACUUUCCAGGUUUGCAUCUGCUUACUUUGAUUGAAUCGAUUCGAGAAAGAUGGGUUCUUUUGGGAUUUCAAGGGUGAGGCAAUGUUCUUUUCAGCUUCUGUUGUUAAAUCAGCUUGUAGUUGAUUUGUUUGGUCCUAAUUAUGUUUAUAGAAUAUCUAGUGUUCAGUGAUUGUGCUGUUUAGGUUAAUACAGGCAUAAUACAAUUUUGAAUUGCUUGCUAAAGCCAUAAAUAGUCAGGUGAAGCGGUAUGAUGCCUGAAUUAAGUGAUUCAUGCUUGUUUCUCGCUCUUCCUGAUGAUGUAUUUACCAUUAUAUGCCGGUUCCUUUCGACAAGGGACAUCUGUACUCUAAGUCUUUGCUGCCGGAGCUUAUAUGUUCUUGUGGCAUCUGAGAAAGUCUGGCUCACCCAAUGUGACAUGGUAGGAAUUGUCCCUCACCGGGAUCUCCUGGAGUGGCGGAAGGGCGUGUCAUCUUACAGGGCAUUAUGUCGCUUCCUUGUUAGUGUUAAGCCGUUAGUUGGAAUCUGGGUUCACCAAAAUCCCGAGCUUGGUAAUGUAGUUUAUGUCAUGCCAGGUUUUGUAUCUGUUGUUGGAUGCCGGAUUUUACCUCAGGAGUUAGGCCCUUUAGGUAUCGAGGAGGGUCCUAUUUUAUGGGCACCGGUGUUUGAAAUAAUAGGUGACCUUGAUGGUUCCACAACAUUUUUCCUACAUGGAAGAGAGAAAGGGAAUGACUAUGUUUAUCCUGGUUCAGUCAAGUCUGUUGAGAGGAAUUGCAAUGUCCUGCUGCUUGAGGUUGACCCUAGGCAACAGAAGAGUAAAUUAUUCCCUAAUAAGAGCUUUGCCUAUAACUCAGAUAGGGAGCUAGCAAGAAAGGUUUCUAGGUCACGUGGUGAAUUGCCAGGGUCACAGAGGAUGAUCAUACAAUGUGAGGCUCAGGUGCCUUUUAGCCGCUUGGCUUUCAGUGACAGAAGAAAGUUGAUUGAGGUUGUCACAACCCAAGUUGGUCAAAAGGUAUCCGAUUUGGCAAAUAGUCUGCUAUUUCCUUGGUUGAGGAAUGAUGAAGAGAAUUUUCAGAAAGAUUUGGCACUCUUGUUUGAACGGAGAUCAGUUCUUUUGAAAAUGUAUAAUCUUGGUCAAGGCUUCAACUGGAAGGAAGCUCCUGAAGUGCCUUUUGAUCCUAUGCAACUGCAAUUGAGUGAGGUUAGGAAGAUUCUUGAUCAGUCGAGUGGGUCUCUGAACGAGGAUGAUAAUCAGAUGCAGUCCAACACUAAGAGAACCCUUGGUGGGUAUUUCAGAGCAAGCAUCAGACAGAUUUUGGGGAAGCCCCCCUCCAUAAAUGGUAGCCACACACAUUCCAAGCACAGUUGUUCAAGGAGUGAGAAAAAACAUGCACCGCUGCAUGAUUUUUUAAGGUCAGGUGAUACAAUAGGGUUGACAUUACAUGCCACUGUGGUGAGGUUAUCUUCUUAUCGCGCAUGGCCGAAUAUGCAUGACAGCCGGUUUGCCCUAUACAAAUUACCCAUGCGGGGUCCAAGAGCUGAUGAAGAAUAUGCUGGUUUAUGGGGAGGGACUUUUGGUUGGCCUCCCGGGAAGCCCACUGAAGACAAGCCUGGAAAGGCUCUGUUCUUUCUUUUGGUCUCUUAUGAGGAGUCUGAAGGAAAAAGAAAUCUCAUCGCUACUAAGAUAUUAGAAGGCACCCAUUAUGUUCUGCAUCCAAAUGGCUCAGCAAUGUUCAUAGUUAAUAUUGAUGAACCUUUAUACGAUCCAUUUCCUUGGGAUGUUGAUGAAAAUUCCUUUCCUUUGAUCAUUAAGCAUGCAUUUGCAGGGGAGGGUAUAGCAAAUGGGUAUGGUUUCAGAUAUCCAGGCUCAAAGCCUGGUUCCCUCUUUGUAAUUGAAAAUGGUCUCCUUGUCUUUGUUUGGAAGGAGUCGAGAACUGUCUUGACCAUGCAGAGACUGAACUUACAAGAGCUUUUGAAGAAAGGUGAACGGGUGCCUGCUUUACCUCCCAUUAACAACUUUUCAUACUUGACCAAGUCCUAUUCAAAUGUCUUUACUGGCUUCUCAACUGCCUCAGCUUGUUUGUCUUCACCAAGUCUUUCUGUGUAAGGCAAGGGAUAAGAAAUGAUUGUAGAAAACUCUCAGCAGGCUUUACCUUCAAGGCAAGGGAUAAGAAAUGAGUUCGCGUUGAGUUUAAGUGGUUAAACUCUUGUACUUUACUUUCCCUGCACACUGGGUUGAUUUCAUAACAUUGGUUACGGGAAAAGAAUCUAGAAUGCUGGCUUUGGUAAAAAUGUUACUUGGUAAAGUUGGAGAAUGAUGUGCUUUUAAAUAAUAGUUCAUUUAGUCAAAGCUUCUCAGCUGUGCUCCCUUGUUUCUCGUUGACAGGCAAAGAAACUUAUAGGCAUUGAAAGCAGAGUCCAAAAACCAAAGGGUUAUUACAAAUCCAUAAAAGCUGAGGUGUCCUCGGUUGCUGAGUUGAUGGUUCAACACAUUUUCGCUGGUGCCUUGCUGUUGCUCAUUGAUGGUCAAAGUGAUAGUCAAUGUUGCCUCGUUCCACCAUACCCCUUCUCUUGGAUUAUAAGGGUUAAGGUGGUUCUUAUGAAUCCUAUCUUGAGACAAGCAUCGAGUAGGAUUAUAUUAUUUUUAUGACAAUAAACGUAAGGUAUAAGCCUCUAAUAUUGCAAGUAAAUAAUUUGGUGUGUUAAUUAAUGAUUGGUAGAAGGAUGAGAGAUUGAAUAAACUGGCUUGGCAAAUGCAUUUGGAUUGUAUAAUUAAAAAUGGAAAUGCUCCAUAUCUUAUAUUUUCUGGUUUA